AUGGCUGAACUCAACGUGGUGUUCAAACGUUGGAAGGUUGCAGGGAAAGCCAUACAAAAUCUCAUGUUCCACCACACCCACCACUGGUCCACCACCUCCUCCUCCUCCUCCUCCGCGACUCCCGGACGCAGCAGCUCACCACUUGACUCACCAAAUGAAUCUGAGUUUAGCUGCACUAACAGCCCAGCUCACCCUAACUUCCAUCUUCCCUUUCACCUCAAAAAACGUAAGCCCAGCAACCAUCUUGUGACGGAGGAGGAUUUGAUGACUAUGACGAAGACAGCGGAGAUGUUUUACAGCGCGGAGGCGUCACCAGCUUCUUCGGGGUUUGGGAAGAGCCAUAUGGUUAGGCAGCUGAGGGUGACAGAUUCUCCAUUUCCAUUGAGAGGUGCUGAUGAAGAUAAUCAAGUAGAUAAAGAUGCUGAGGAGUUUAUAGCGAAGUUCUACAAUAAUUUGAAGAGGCAAAUUGAAAUGGCAACCCCUCGUCGAGGGGAAAGCCAAACGCAAUCGCAUGUUCCACCACUGGUCCUCGACCACUUCCGCCACUCACAACCACCAUGCCCACCUCUUCUCCUCCACUCACUGGCAGCCGCCGCCGCAACCAGGGACGGAGGAGGAUACUCUCCAUUUACAUUGCAAGAUGUCGAUGAGGACAAUCAUGUAGAUGAGGCUGCCGAGAAGUUCAUAAUGAAAUUCUACAAUGAUUUGAGGCGGCAAAUUUAA
Messenger RNA from Fraxinus pennsylvanica, 723 nucleotides. The record is from the annotation of a GenBank genome assembly. NCBI's taxonomy places the organism in Eukaryota, Viridiplantae, Streptophyta, Magnoliopsida, Lamiales, Oleaceae.